AUGGUGGACUUGGAAGGCUUUAAACGUUGCAUGGGAUUCCUGACGGGCACGGAGCAGAGCAAUGUCGAUGAGGCCGUUCGAUCGCGAAUAGCACAGUCUGCCACCUCAUUACAGUCGAGAGGCUGCAGCGUACAAGAGGCAUUCGUCAUCUUCGACACGAAUCGCAACGGAUUCCUCGACCAAACCGAGUUCUACAGAUUUCUGGUGUCUUGCGACUCUCGGGUCAGCCAGCGGGAAAGCGACUUGAUAUUUGCCGAGGUCUCGAGGAACUCUGGCCGCGUCGACGUGAACACCUUUGCCCAGGAGCUCCGUCCGAAUUGUGCACCCACAGAUGCCCACAGCCGUUUCUACGAUAUCGCGUUUUCCGUGGCCAACAUCAACCUUGAGUCCUUCGAUGCUCAGGGCUUGGCCAACCUCGCCUGGGCAGCGGCCGUGCUAAGUAGCUCAAGCCGCACCCGACCUCUUCUGGCAGGCAUUCGAAGUGCAGCUGGAGCUGUAGCACGACGUGCGUCGACUGUCAGCCGCGUUUCAGAGGCCAGGACGCUGGCAUGUUCCCUGCUAGCGUUGACGUGGGCGUUGAGCUUCUCGAAAGAGUUGGAUUCUGAGCUGGAACGCGGCAUUGUGCAAGCUGUCCGCCUGCUGGCUGGGGUCUUGGACACUGCAGUCGACAACCUGGCACCAUUGCCAUUGACACCGCAGUCUCGGGGGUUGACCUUCGACUGUAUCACCAAGCCUCGGGUCAUCAUCGACGGCCCGGGAAUGCUAGUCGCACUGAAGCCCCCAGGAUGGGAGGUGGACACAACGGCGGACCAGACGGAAGCUCACUGUCUCUCCUGGCACCUGCAAGCAAUCCGGCGACGGGAGGACUGCCCAGUGUUACACUGUGCAAGCUAUGGGUUUGGCUUCAUCCAUCGCUUGGAUGUCGCCAGUUCCGGGCUAGUCCUGGCAGCGACUACUUUCGAAGGCCUGCUUUGGCUGCAAUUUCAGAAGGCAGUCAAUCGCAUCGAUCGAGAGUAUAUUGUCCUUUGCUAUGGGUUGGACCCCCAGCCAGAACACGUGAUCGAUGCGGAUGUCACCGUCCGAGGAUGGCUAAAGGCUUCCAGGACACUGACCGAGGAUGCCGGCCUACCAGCAGAAUCCAGGCUGCGGUCAAUCGCACAUUUGCGUCAUCCUGCCUUUGGUGGACUAUCUGCCAUUAGCAUCCAAAUCUUCACAGGAAGGCGGCACCAGAUUCGCGCUCACACUCGGUGGAUGAGGCACCCGACAGUGUGUGAUUCCUGGUAUUCCCCCAGCGAUGUGCUGCUGGUCGAACGCGAUAUGCUCGGCCCGGCACCCAUGAGAGCCUGGGUGCGCACUCCCAGGUGGGACGGUGAGCUCACUGCACCACCUGAGGAUGAACUGUGGGCUUUUGCAGGGCAACCAGUCCUCACAUUAGAGCCACAGCUGGCGGCCCCAGAAGUGGAGCGGCUAUGGAGGCUCCACGGGCCAGCACCAGAGAUGAGCUUGGCGGAGCUGAUACAUCUCAACCCUGCGUCCGGGGCCGACGGCUGGGCGGAAGCCGCACUUCGCCGGGUCGCGCGGCGACUUGCUCCGGCCCUGAACAUCCCGCCCGACACGUUCCGACGGUUCAACUUGGCCAACAUCACAGGGCUGUCCUACGCUGAGUUCGAAGGCUUACUUGUGGCGCAGGAUUCACGCAUGACCCGCGAAGAUGUGAUAGCCUUGUGGCGACUGGCCGACGCAGAGGGAAGUGGAAGGGUUGACCUGGGUCAAGUCGUGUCCGUGCUUCGACGAGCACAACUCGAGGGCCUCACACAGGGCAGGCCACUGCCACAGCCACCUGCAAGCCCUGCUGAUCGCGACAUGAUCUUGGAGGCCUAG
Molecule: messenger RNA, 1881 nt
Organism: Symbiodinium sp. CCMP2456
Lineage: Eukaryota; Dinophyceae; Suessiales; Symbiodiniaceae
Source: the annotation of a GenBank genome assembly